AUGAACCCUUCCUCGUACGACAAAUUGAUUAAGGAGAACAUCACCAAAACCUACAAAAAGUCAAGCGACGAACUGGUAGAAAAGUUAGAGGUGCAGUCUGCCCAAAUAGCUGACCAACUCAAGUUAGACGACCGCAUCGAGAAAUUGGCUAAGAAAGAAGCAUUCAUCACGUUGAAAGAUCAUAAACCCAAUCUUCAGGACCAUCCAUCAUGCCGAUUAAUAAACCCAUCGAAGCCUGAAAUUGGCGUAAUUAGCAAGCACAUCCUUGAUGAGAUUAACACUUCCAUCAUCAGCAGCUCUUAG
This is a messenger RNA of Porites lobata, 303 nucleotides long. Lineage: Eukaryota; Metazoa; Cnidaria; Anthozoa; Scleractinia; Poritidae. The record is from the annotation of a GenBank genome assembly.